UUCCUUUCUUAUAUUUGGAAAUGCAAUUCACGAUCUCUUUGAUUGGAAGUUAAAAUAACUAACCACAGAACUCAAGGUGGAGUAUUACUGGCGAUUCGACAGCCCUCCGUCGCCGUUGCAUUCCACAUUUUGUUCGGAUUCCUCCCUCCAUUAAUCUAUCCGUCUUCUUUUUAUUGACUUGUUGACUGGGAUGAUGAAUAUUCCGGGGAGUGAGAAGCUGUUAAGUGGAAGUUAAGCAGAAUUUUUUUUUUUAAGGAAUUUUUGUGCAAUCAAGAUUAGAAUUAGAUCCUCAGUAGUCGGAAAUCACCAUGUUCUAGUGAAUGUGCGGAGGUUUUGGAUUUCUGGAGCUAACUGGAAGAAGUUAAUUGUGGAAAAGAUGGAAAGGCUUGUGACCGCGGUGGCGGCCGUCGGAGGAGAGUCGGUGUGGCAGAGCAUAAAGAUAGCUGUAAUACCGAUAGUAAAAGUUUUUACCAUCUGUUUUUUGGGGUUCCUGAUGGCCUCUAAGUACGUUAAAGUCUUGCCUGCCAGCGGCCGGCGGCUUUUAAAUGGGUUGGUUUUUUUACUUUUGCUUCCCUGUUUGAUAUUCUCUGAACUUGGCGAAGCUAUUACUUGGAAGAAACUGCUUGAAUGGUGGUUCAUUCCUGUGAAUGUUGUUCUGGCUACCAUCUUAGGCUCACUAAUAGGUUUAAUUACUGCAACCAUUGUUCGUCCUCCAUACCCAUUCUUCAAGUUCACAAUCAUACAGAUUGCAAUAGGAAAUAUUGGGAAUAUACCACUUGUAAUAAUUUCAGCUUUGUGCAGUGAAGAGUCCAAUCCUUUUGGUGACUCUGAACAGUGUAGCACGGAUGGAACUGCCUAUAUUUCCUUUGGACAGUGGGUUGGUGCAAUCAUCCUCAACACAUAUGUAUUUCGUAUGUUGGCCCCACCCCCUGAAGGUACCUUUGAUGUUGAAGAGGCAAGUCUUCCCAUGAAGAAUAACCCAAAGGACAUCUCACCUGAGCAAGUUCCAUUGCUGACCCAGGAGACUGAACCUAGAGAGUCAAAUAACUCAACUAGUGGAAAGUUUAAAGAAUUUUUUGUUUUCCUUUAUGACAAGUUGAAGCUCAAGCAAAUCCUUCAGCCGCCUAUUAUUGCUUCAAUCCUAGCCAUCGUACUUGGUGUGGUGCCAGUUUUUAAGCAUUUAAUAUUUACAACCGAUGCUCCACUUUUCUUCUUCGCAGACAGCUGCAGUAUCCUUGGGGACGCUAUGAUACCGUGCACUUUGUUGGCAUUGGGAGGCAACCUUAUUGAUGGACCAGGAAUUUCAAAACUUGGUUUCCGCACAACUGCUGCUAUUGUUUUUGCGCGUUUGUUUGUGGUGCCUCCUGUAGGACUUAGCAUUGUAAACUUGGCUGAUAAGCUUGGCUUCCUCCCUGCUGGUGACAAGAUGUUCAAAUUUGUCCUACUCCUUCAGUAUACAAUGCCUACAUCUGUCCUUGCCGGUGCCGUUGCUAGUUUAAGAGGGUGCGGAAGGGAUGCUGCUGCUGUCCUCUUCUGGGUUCAUAUUUUUUCAGUUAUCUCCAUGGCAGGGUGGAUCGUUCUCUAUUUGAGCAUACUCUUUUAGGACUGCAGCAUUCCAGCUCCGAGCUAGAAAUAUCUUCCCCUUGCUAUCAAUGUGCCCUGUCAAAACUUGUGUCAAUUGCUCAAUUAGUAGAUAGUUUAGAAUCACAAAAUUCUUUCUUGGGGAGGAAAUGGAGACUAGCAUAUAGCGGCUGUGUUAAUAAGAUCCCGUUAAGAGGCAUUUACCAAUUUCAUUUUCUGGUUGAGACUGAUUCAGUUAUCUGCUACCUCUGAGGAGGUUUUACUUCCAGUUCAGUGUAGAUGGUGAAUGAGGAAGACUACAAUUGAAUUUUGCUUUUCUGCCACACAUUACUACACAGCACAUUAUUAAAAAUGUUAAUUUUGC
Messenger RNA from Rubroshorea leprosula, 1945 nucleotides. The record is from the annotation of a GenBank genome assembly. Lineage: Eukaryota; Viridiplantae; Streptophyta; Magnoliopsida; Malvales; Dipterocarpaceae.